AUGUACGCAAAAUCCGCUCUCCAGUACGCCGCACGCGCUGCACGCGUGGCCUCGUUCAUGUCCAGCUCUCCACCAGCCCAUCUCUUCGAGCACACGAAGCGCUUCUCGACGACCGCGCCAACCUCCCCCGCCGUCGCACAUCUGGAAGUCGAGCGCAAGUUCAACUGCAACCCUGUUCUCGGCCUCCUCCUCGAGACGUCAGACGCACAAGCAAAGGGUCGCAUCACCCCUUUCGCCGCCAUCGCCCAGAACUCGCCGCUGAAGUUCGCUCGCCAGCCAGACGAGAUGAUCGUCGACCAAUAUUUCGACUACGAGGGCAAGCUGUCGGCCAACAACAUCUGGGUCCGCCAACGCACCGUCAAUCCCACGUCGUUCCAGACGGGUGCCGAUGAUUCUGGAUGGGAAGCCAAAGUCCGAGUCGGCGGCGAUUACCAGAAUUCGGAGUUCGAGGAAGUCUGUGGGAAGGACGAUGUCAUGAAAUUGGUCGGUCGCUUUGUUCCCAAGAUUCAAGCCACCAUGAACAUGGGUACAAGCCGCAAGAGCUGGGUUGCAUCAGAAUGCAGUCCUCAAGAUGGCGAUCGUCUUCCACGGCAAGUCUUGGUGGUGAUCGACGAGGCCAUGGAGACGAUGUGGCCCAUCAAGAUGAACCCAGGCGAGGAGGCGAAGAACUUCAAGCACAGCGUCGGCGAGGUGGAACUGACUCGAUCGAUCGAGCUCACCGGAGAUGACGAGGCAGACCAGGACCUGAAGAUGAGGAUGACUGGACAGAUGAGCGAGGAGUUGAAGGCGUGGAUGGAGCGCCAUGAGGAGCUGUUUCCGACAGAUCCAGCGCCUCAAGGAAAGCUCACGGCCUUCUACGCCUGGAAGGAUAUGGCGGAGGUUCAGAGGGCGGCCUGGAUGAGAUUGGUCGGACCGUUCUGA
Messenger RNA from Zasmidium cellare ATCC 36951, 921 nucleotides. RefSeq lists its product as uncharacterized. NCBI's taxonomy places the organism in Eukaryota, Fungi, Ascomycota, Dothideomycetes, Mycosphaerellales, Mycosphaerellaceae. The coding region runs from base 1 to 921 and encodes 306 amino acids. The record is from RefSeq and is a predicted model, not a curated record. The transcript has a single exon.